Sarcophilus harrisii (Tasmanian devil) is the source of this 4161-nucleotide messenger RNA. RefSeq names its product endothelin-converting enzyme 2. Gene Ontology annotation, molecular function: S-adenosylmethionine-dependent methyltransferase activity; metalloendopeptidase activity. Gene Ontology annotation, biological process: protein processing. The transcript is spliced from 20 exons. The coding region runs from base 100 to 2826 and encodes 908 amino acids. Lineage: Eukaryota; Metazoa; Chordata; Mammalia; Dasyuromorphia; Dasyuridae. Gene Ontology annotation, cellular component: plasma membrane. The record is from RefSeq and is a predicted model, not a curated record.
UGACGCCAAUUGGUUGCGGCUCUGUCUAGGCCCCGCCUUCUCUCCUCUCCAAUUGGGUGCUGCCCACUCCAGGCACUCUGGCCGCACCCCCAUCGUAGCAUGGCUUCUUCACCGCCGCUCCCCAGGAAGAACUCGGAGUACCGGGAGGCCCGGUACUGGGACGAGCGCUACCGGCACGCACUAGACGCCGCCCCCUACGAGUGGUUCGGCAGCUACGAGGCCUUCCGGGACCUCUUGGAGCCCGAGCUGCACCCGGAGGACCGGAUCCUAGUGCUGGGCUGUGGGAACAGUGCCCUGAGCUACGAGCUCUUCUGUGGGGGCUUCCCCAACGUGCUCAGUGUGGAUUACUCUCCCGUGGUGGUGGCUGCUAUGAGGGAGCGCUACGCCCACGUGCCUGCGUUGCGCUGGGAAACGAUGGACGCCCGAGCUCUCCGUUCCCCCCCUGGCACCUUUGACGUGGUGCUGGAGAAGGGCACCCUGGAUGCUCUGCUGGCUGGGGAGCGAGACCCCUGGACCGUGUCCCCGGAGGGCAUUCAGACUGUGGACCAAGUCCUCAGUGAGAUGUUGGAGUACAAACGGGCUACGCUUGGAGAUGAGGAGGCCCCGGAGCCUUCGCCAGAUGGCCUCGCCUCUCCAGACGCUCUGGAGGUGGGCUUCCGAAAAAGGUCAGGACAUCUCCUGAGCUCCCGGACACAGCUGGAACUGACCUUGAUGGGCAUCUCGCUGCUGCUGGGCGUCUUGCUCUUGGGUUGUUCCAUUUCCCUGGGGGUCCAGUACAAACAAGCCACAGUUGGGUUAAAUAACACCUGCCUGACAGAAGCCUGCAUUCGAGUGGCCGGCAAGAUCCUCGAGUCCCUGGACCGGGAGGUGAGCCCCUGUGAGGACUUUUACCAAUUCUCCUGUGGGGGUUGGAUGCGGCGGAACCCACUGCCUGAUGGACGUUCCAGGUGGAAUACCUUCAACAGUCUCUGGGACCAGAAUCAGGCUGUCUUGAAACAUUUACUUGAGAACGAGACCUUCAACUCCAGCAGCGAGGCAGAGCGCAAGACGCAGCGCUACUAUCUCUCCUGCCUGCGGGAGCAGCGGAUCGAAGAGCUGGGCGCCCAGCCCCUCCGGGACCUCAUUGACAAGAUCGGAGGCUGGAACAUCACGGGACCCUGGGCCCAGGACAACUUCAUGGACGUUUUAAAGACGGUGUCUGGGACCUACCGGGCCAGCCCCUUCUUCACGGUCUAUGUCAGUGCUGACGCCAAGAGCUCUAACAGCAACGUGAUUCAGGUGGAUCAGUCGGGCCUCUUUCUGCCUUCCAGGGAUUACUACCUGAACCGAACGGCCAAUGAGAAAGUGCUGGCCGCCUACCUGGACUACAUGGUGGAACUGGGCACUCUACUGGGAGGUGACCCUGACUCCACGAGGGAGCAGAUGCAGCAGGUGAUAGAGCUGGAAAUGGAGCUGGCCAACAUCACGGUCCCCCAGGAUCAGCGUCGGGACGAGGAAAAGAUCUACAACAAGAUGAGCAUCUCUGAGCUCCAGGCCCUGGCCCCUUCUGUGGAGUGGCUGGACUUCCUGUCUUUCGCCCUGUCCCCGCUGGAGUUGGGCGACGCAGAGCCCGUGGUGGUCUAUGGGACCGACUAUCUGCAGCAGGUGUCGGAGCUCAUCAAUCGUACAGAGAGAAGCAUUCUGAACAAUUACUUGGUUUGGAACCUUGUCCAGAAGACCGCCUCCAGCCUGGACCGGCGCUUUGAGGCGGCGCAGGAGAAGCUGAUGGAGACUCUCUACGGCACAAAGAAGUCUUGUACCCCCCGGUGGCAGACCUGCAUCUCCAACACUGACGACGCUCUCGGCUUUGCCCUGGGUUCCCUUUUCGUGAAGGCCAUGUUUGACAGAGAAAGCAAAGAGAUUGCAGAAGGGAUGAUCAGCGAGAUAAGGACAGCCUUUGAAGAAGCUCUGGGACACCUGGUUUGGAUGGAUGAAAAGACACGGCAGGCGGCCAAAGAGAAAGCGGAUGCCAUCUACGACAUGAUCGGCUUCCCCGAGUUUAUCUUGGACCCCAAAGAGUUGGAUGACGUCUAUGAUGGUUAUGAAGUUUCAGAAGAUUCCUUCUUCCAGAAUAUGUUGAAUUUGUACAACUUUUCUGCCAAAGUGAUGGCCGACCAGCUUCGCAAGCCCCCCAAUCGGGACCAAUGGAGCAUGACCCCACAGACAGUGAAUGCCUACUAUCUUCCAACCAAGAAUGAGAUUGUCUUCCCAGCUGGCAUUCUGCAGGCCCCCUUCUACGCCCGUAGCCACCCCAAGGCCUUGAACUUUGGAGGCAUCGGAGUGGUGAUGGGUCACGAACUGACACAUGCCUUUGACGACCAAGGACGGGAGUAUGACAAAGAGGGGAACCUCCGACCCUGGUGGCAGAACGAGUCCCUGGCGGCUUUUCAGAACCACACGGCUUGUAUGGAGGAGCAGUACGGACGGUACCAGGUCAAUGGUGAGCGGCUCAAUGGACGGCAGACGUUAGGCGAGAACAUUGCUGACAAUGGGGGUCUCAAGGCCGCCUACAAUGCUUACAAAGCGUGGUUGAGGAAGCAUGGGGAGGAGCAGCACCUCCCGGCCGUGGGAUUCACCAACCACCAGCUCUUCUUUGUGGGAUUUGCCCAGGUCUGGUGCUCGGUGCGGACCCCCGAGAGCUCCCACGAGGGCCUGGUGACAGACCCCCACAGCCCCGCCCGCUUCCGAGUGCUGGGGACGCUCUCCAACUCCCGGGAUUUCCUUCGACACUUCGACUGCCCUGUCGGCUCUCCCAUGAAUCCCGGGCAACUCUGUGAGGUGUGGUAGGACCAGGAGCGGGCGGUGCCCUCGGAAAGCCCCCCCUCCAGUCCCUUCCCCUUCCCAGGGAGCCAGACCCCUGUGUCCUCUCCCCGGAGAUCAGGAAGCCGCGAAAGCCGAGUGAGACCCGACCCUCGCUUCCCUCUGCUGGGUGGGCCCUCUCUGGAGCCCCCAGUCCUGACCCAUUUUCCUCAACCACCACGAUGUGCCGCUGGUUGGAGGUGGCCAGGCCCCUCCCUCCUUCACUGUGACAGCCCCCCUUCCUGCGCAGGUGGGCCGGGCAUCCCGGGGUGGGUGUGGGGCCGUGCCUGGGGGGGGGGGGGCUUGCAAAGGCUUGGGAUUGAGGGGAUCUCUCUGACCAGGAUCCAAGUCCUUUCCCUCCUGCAUUAACCCACUAAGGGGCCUUGUGGUCAGCUGGCUCGGGAGCUACGAGACUGUGAACUCUCUGAGGUUUGAAGGGACGCAGAAGAGUAGGCCCCGGGCCCUGCGGCCUCCCUGAAGAACUCCUUGCCCCUCCUCAGGACCCCCGGCCUGGCGGGGUCUCCAUUGAGUCCCUGCCUCAGGUCCUUAGGUCCCACCCGGACCCCACCCCCACCCCGUCCCCCGCAUUGGGAGGUGACCCUUGUGGGGCAACUCCCAGAUGCUCCCCCCCCCCCCCCCCCCCCCCCACCGUCAGCUUUGAGGCGGAGCCUUUGCAGGCCAUAUCCUGGUUCAAGCUGCCAAGGAAGGGAUUGGAGGGAACGGGGACAACCACAGUGUCUUAGGGCCCCGGGCUUGGGGUGUCCUCCAGAAAUUGGGGGGAUGAGGCAGGAGGGGCGGGGGUGGGGCAGAGUUUAUUUUUACACGAACGGUGGGAGGGGAAGACCCUGUGCCAAUAAACAGUUGUAACUCACACCUGCUUCCUUCUUUGUUGCUGCCUUCGGCCCAAGCGCCUCCACUUUCCCGCAGCCUUUCCAACAAACAAAGGGCUGGAGACCAGGCUCUUCUCUGGGCACGGCCCAUGGGCUGGCACUGAAAGUCCUCCCCAUGACCCAGUCCUCCCACUGCAGAAAUGGUCCUGCCCCAGCUGGGCCCCUUCCUCACUCCUGAAAGGCCCUUCUCUUCCCUUUGCACCCGUCCCUCCGCCCUGUAACCCCAAAUCCUGUGUGAGGGUUUCACCAUCCCCUCCACUCUCUCCUGGUCUCGUCCCCUCCCUGGCUACACUCUCCUUCCUCCAUCAUCAGCCCUUGGGCUACACCUCCCCUAAUCCUAUCUCUGUAAAGCCCUCAAUGGCCUGGAAGGCCUUUAAACUCUUCAUAUCAGAUUGCUUGUCAGCCCUGGGGAGGGGAAAAGGGAGGGAGAACA